ACUUCACAGCGAUUCGACUUAGCUAAUCACAGCGACGGGGCUCGCGGCAGACUCGACUCGGCAUGGAUGCUGAAAUCCCAGCCAUUGUCGAGAUGGCCGUCACUCUGAGUCGGGCCUAGGUCGAGCUAGAAACCCGGGAGAAGCCGACCAUUUUUGUCUGGCUUCUUGUCUGGCUGUGCCCAGCAACAUCGUUAACGUGGGCAACCAGCGACUCACAAACAGUCCUACCAGGCCACCAAGAGCCCUAGCGGGCGCUGUCCUGUAUAGGCACAAGACCCCUCGUCCCUGGCGCGAGACCCGGCAGCACCUGAGGAGGCGCCCAUCGCUCCAAGCCCCUUUUACCUCGAUCCGCGACUCUAUCCGGACGUCCACAUAGCAGGUGCGCGGCCCCGUUGUCGCUGCUUGCGAUCAAGAAGCCUACAGCUGCUCCUCGCUCCCGCCAUCGCACCGCGCUGUCGCUUCUCGCAGUCGACGGCCUCCUGCUCGCCCUCCCACCGCCUUGGCCCUGCGGCUGGCGCCUGCACCCGUCGCCACCAUGUUUUGCCUUCGCAGCUGGCUCCCGCUGCUCUUCAUCCCUACAAACGCCUCGCCGGCCUUCAUCUUUCUGUUUUUCGUCUGCACAUACUUCCUCAACAGGCCAUGCGGGUAUUGCUCGUUCCUGUUGCUGAUCCUGUUCAUGACGUCGUGCAACUGGAGCGACCGCUGCUUCUUCGACUUCUCCACCAACUGGUUCCAGUCGCGCCCCUCAUCGGCCCUCGUCGCGCCGCCGCCCGAAGCCGCUAACGCCUCGUCCGCCCUCUCCGCCUGCCGCGACGACCUGUGUGCCGCCGGCGCCGUGGCCGCCGAGCUGCUCAACACCACGGCCGCAUCGCUGGCCGCCGCCGCCGCCGACCACGCCGCAAAGGCCCGCGCAGAAUGGACCGGCCUGGGCAUGGAGUGGCUGAGGAGCCUGUUAGGGAGGAGGGAGUGGCGCAUAGACUGCCUCGACGUCAACAUACGGCUAUAACGGGGGCGGUGGAGUCGGUGCCUUUUGUCUCUUUUCCUUAAUUUUCCUAGGCUCUCAAGCAUCAUUGUCUAUCCCACGUUCCAACAGCGGAUGCAUUUUCUGGACAGGCGCGAGCCAAGGGGACCUUCUGUUCCCUUUGGCUCUUGGUUUGUAUGAUUGACUCGGGAAGCAUUAUAGCAUGAGCAGGCUCGGUUCCAAGCGCCUUUACUCACUUAUAUAAUAGGACAGCAGACUUUUGGUAGCACCUCGCAAGCCAUUCCGUGAC
Molecule: messenger RNA, 1271 nt
Organism: Gaeumannomyces tritici R3-111a-1
Lineage: Eukaryota; Fungi; Ascomycota; Sordariomycetes; Magnaporthales; Magnaporthaceae
Exons: 2
Coding region: 536-1006 (156 amino acids)
Source: RefSeq, a predicted model, not a curated record